AUGUCCCUGACUUCAAUGAAUAGCAAUGAUUUUUGUUUAUUAUUAAAUAUCGAUUUGAAUUCACGGCGAAUUCAUCGAUUACUUGAACGUCGUUUCAAAAGUAAUUCGAAUAAACAUAGUUUUGACUUUAAAUCGUUCGCACCGGAACAACCGUCGAACAAUGCGAAAGUGUCACGUUCAUUUCUUCGUUUUCAACCGAAAUUAACUUCCCCAAACGAUUCAGAAGAAUACAUGUCAUCAGAUUCCGAUUGCUCAUCGAAUGAUGAUCAGGAAGAUGAAGUAUACGAAACGGAAGUAUCGUCAAGCAACGACGAUGAUCAUCUCAACAAACUUGCCGAAUGGCAACCGGAAAAGUUUCAAUCUGUUAUCGAAACAGAUACUGACGAGGAGGAAGAUCAAGAGGAAAACGAUAUUACUCAGCAAACAAUCACGGCAGAAGAUAAUCAAAUGGAUGUCUCAUCAGAACCUCCGGCUUCAUCCAGUCAAGUUGAAGAUCUACUGGUAACGUACAUUCAUAGACCUGUGAAAGCUGAACCGAUGAGCUACGACGAAGGAAUAUUUGAUAAACCUCCUCAAUUGGACGGUCAUGUAGAUUUGCCGUUGAUUACAUCGUCUAAUCAAUCGAAUAAUAACGAUACUGAUAGAAGAUUAAGCGAAAUCAUCGCUAAGGUAGCCGAAAGAACAUGUGCUCAAAAGAAAACCAUUCAAAUACAUCAAAUCCCGCCCAAACCAUGUCGAAUCCGUCGGAUAGACGAACCGAGAAGAAAAUCUUCAAAUCCUACCCCGAAGAAACCUCGAACAAGUCCCCAGAAACCCGAUCGAUCUAAAACACAGUUACAUCGCGAUGGAAAAAUUGCGAAAAAGCCUAUCUCGCGCCUACUCAAUACAGUAAUGAAGAACAACGGCGACGCUAUUCGAGAACGCGAUACACGCGUACCAACAGUACCCGCCAGCCAUCACAAACCAUCUCGUACUUUAUCGGUUAACGGCGUACAAUCGACGGCCGGCAAACAGCUAAUUGACGAUGGCCGGCGUUCACAACAACAGAAAAUUCCUCCUGUCUUACAAAAACAAAAAAGGGUUCCGGAUCGUCCUCAAAAAUCAUCACAACAAAAGGAGAAAUCAGCUACUGAUCAUAUGAGAUUAGCACAGCGACGAUUGAAUCAUUUACACGAACGAGAACAACACUCAACACCUUCUUCAUCGAAAGAAAAAAUCAAACAAAUGUCACGAACAUCGAAACCAAUCAUUCAAAGAUCAGUAUCCGUACCGAAAAGUGCAAACUUGAAUGUUCUUAACCAGCAAAAAAUGAAAACUGAAAUAAAGAAAUUGAAACAUUUAAGCACAGAACCAUCGAAACUCGAAUGUGGUGCAAAGGAAAACAUACUCUCAAAAACGAAAGCAAAGACAGUGAAUAAUACUGAUGAUAUUAACAAGCAACAAUCAAUUUUCGAAUUCUUGGCUUCGUCCAUGGAUUCCACUAAGACAAUGACUAAGAGACCUUCCACCUAUUUCGACGAUUGUAUCGUCAUCGACGAUGAUAGUGAGGAUGAAACUGAACAUAACCGAGCGAUGAUCGAAGAUGACGAAAUUCAAGAAAUCGAACGGCAACAAUAUUCAAUCGCGUACGAUCUUCACGCUCGUCAAAAACACCUCGAUCAUAUUGUUCACACGCCCACCAUGCAUGUCAAAUGGCUAUUCAAUCUUGAAAAUCUCCUUCUCGAUCACAUACUGAUCUGUCACGAGAACAAUCGUUGUCCAUGUACGAAAUCCGCCGACAAAUCCCACGCAAUGACAUGUCAAGAUUCAGCCAAUGCACCUGGUUACCAUAUCGAUCCAUCAUUUAUUUCGAUUAUAAUUAUAAAUUUUAUCAAAACGUUCCUUCUACGAAAUUCGCCCACUGAUCAACAAGAAUUCUCGUUCGUUCAGUUUGGUAUUACUUCACAUCUACGCUAUUUUCUACUGGAUCUACCGACUUAUAUGCACAAUGAAGAGCAAGACGUUGAUGAUACUUGCACGAAAUGUCACCAGUAUUCAUUGAUUAUCAAUAUUCUGUUUGAUUUAUUAUUUGAUUUAAUCGAUUAUGACCUGUGUGGUCGAAACGAAAAACUUAAGUAUCGUUCGUCGUUGAUCGAAGAUGAUUAUUUUACUCGGUUUCUGCAAUCGAAGAUAACGAAAAAGAAUCCAUUUCAUCGUAUUAAAUUGGUUAUCUAUUUUAUCGAACUGCUUGGCUUGCAUAUGAACAAAUGUCGCAAGAAAAAACAAUUUCAGUUUAAUCAGAACGAAAAUGCUUUAUUCCAUUCUAUUGAACAGUUCAUUCGGCAUAUUAUUUUCAGUAUAAACAAUAUGAUUAAUGAACGCCUCUCGAUCUGUUUCAAUGUGAUGGAAUUGUGUCUACUAUUUGCGAAUGAAAGAACAACUCGAAUCAGACAAAUGUCUUUGUUUUUGUCCGAAUUAUGUCAGCAAGAUGUGAAAUAUGUAAAUAUGUUUCUAUUCGAUGAAAACUUAUUAGUUGAUAUCCGUUUGUUGUUAACUAAUGAAUUGAUUUCAAAGAAAUUUCAUCUGAAACUGAUAUCCGCCAACGAAAUCAAUCAGUUUUUCCAACAUAUUCAAGAUACUUUGACCCGUAAAGAGAUUAAAAAGAAAGAUAGUAUGGCGGACGAUGAACGAUUCGAAUCAUCAAUAUCCACAUUGGUCAAUAAUGAGCAAUCAGAAGAUUCGAUUACAAAUGAAGUAUCGGACUUGAUCGAUAAUCUUCUAACUCAAAUCGAAUGCGAACUGUCUCCAAGUCAUUCGUCAGGAUUUACAAGUUUCGUUGUUGAAGAUAUUGUUGAUAAAAUCCGCUCGACAACAUUAGCACAUAAACAAUCAUCGAGUACAGAUGAUAUCUCAUCGCAUUCACUUUCCAGUUCAAUUGUUGACGUUCCAUCAGCUCAAUCAAGUCGGUCGAUAUCACCAUCUCAGAUUCUCAACGAUGCCAACCAAGUUAUAUUACCGAUCGAUAAACGUAUUUUGGACGACAUUGAAAUUUACUCGCGAGAACUUGCCGAAGAGUUUGUAAAGUCCGUCGAACAGUUAACAUUAGCUUUACAUCACAUGUCUGCAACGAGUGUUUGCUGUCUGCAAACCUAUCGUGAUGCUGUGGGAGAGAAAUUAAAUGAAACAAUUGAAACCAAUAUCAAAACUAUUUAUUCGUUCAUGGCACAAGCAGAACAAUUAAGCGCACAGUUAGCACCGAUCUAUGAAUUGCAGAAGAAGAUAGCUUAUAUUAAACAGUUACUCGAUAUUCUGUCCCAAUCUAUUUGA
This is a messenger RNA of Adineta ricciae, 3306 nucleotides long. NCBI's taxonomy places the organism in Eukaryota, Metazoa, Rotifera, Eurotatoria, Adinetida, Adinetidae. The record is from the annotation of a GenBank genome assembly.